Molecule: messenger RNA, 3116 nt
Organism: Pseudomyrmex gracilis
Lineage: Eukaryota; Metazoa; Arthropoda; Insecta; Hymenoptera; Formicidae
Gene: Sec3
Product: exocyst complex component 1
Exons: 12
Coding region: 283-2871 (862 amino acids)
Biological process (GO): exocytosis; Golgi to plasma membrane transport
Cellular component (GO): exocyst; plasma membrane
Molecular function (GO): phosphatidylinositol-4,5-bisphosphate binding
Source: RefSeq, a predicted model, not a curated record
AAUAGUACGACGUACUCACGCAGCUAACGCCCCCAUUGUGAGGCUGCGGGUUGACAAGUGUUGAGCAGCUGAGUGCUGGUGCGGCCACAUAACUCGGAGCAAAACUUUUGACAAACAUGAAAAAGCCUUGAUAGUUUUAAUUAAGUUUAUUAUGGAAAAAUAAUUGAUUAGAUGUGACGUGAAGUAUUUUAACAAGAAAUAUACGAAUAAUGGAAAAUAUAUUAUACAUAUAAUAGCAAAGAGAGAUUACUACGUAUUAAGUAACAUAAUCAAGUUUAAAUCAUGGCAGCCAUUCGACAUACCCUACAGAGAGAAGUUUUCACUCCCGGUGAUGAAAAACUGCUCAGUGUGUGCUACGUUAGCAAAGCUUAUAAAAAGAAGAAAAUGAGCUUUCUGUGUUUGGCCACCACAACCGAUACGCCAGGAUCUCUCAUAUUGUAUCAAGUAAAGAAGAAUGACAAGAAUGUUUACAAGAAGAAGCAAUCGUGGCCUCUGAGUGAUAUACAGAUUGUAGAUGGUGUGAAAAGUGAUUCAAUGGACAUAGAGUUACAAAUUGACAAAGUUUACAAAUGGACAUCUACUACAGCACAGGAAAGACGAACGUUUAUCAGUAACUUGUAUACUUAUUCCUGCAGCUUGACUCAAAGACCAGAAUUCAAAAAUAUCCCGAAAGAAUGGUUAAUUGAUCCAACUGCGUUAAAAGAGAGCGACAGCAUCACAUUUACACCUGAUCUUCUGGCAUCACCUAUUACCUCAGACUAUCAACCUAUUACCGAAAAGGAAGCUGCUGACUUGAAACAAAUGAUAGAGAAUUGUGAAUAUGCUGUAUCUAACGCGGAACUUUUCAUGGAGACUCUUUCAAAGGAUUUGUCAAUUCUCGAUGGGGAAAAUGUACACUCAGUCUUGGCGUCAGAGCAAAGAGUAACUCAACUGAUGAACAGUAUAGACGCCGCGAUAAUCGAAGCUUCUAUCGUGGAAGCUCGAUUAGCAUCGUAUGACGAAGCGUUGGGAAGAAUAAGAGAAGUGAUGGCUCGUGUUGGACAAAAGAAUCAGGCUAUACAUACAGCGAACAAUAACGCGAGACUCUUAUUAGAUCAGUUAAAUUUGGUCAUUUCACAAUUAGAUAUUUCCUCGACUCACCAACGUAUUUUGAACGAAGCGGAACUGCCUAACGAGAGGGAAGAGCUUGGUCUUGCGGGUGCGGCGCUUUUGAAAGCGAUCACGGCACCUCUUCCGCCGGGCUUGGAUAAGCUGAGCGCAGUCACUGAACAGAGAAGACGUUUGGACAAACUCAAAGUGAAAUUCUCAGGCAUUGUUGCCAGGCAUUUAAACAAUCUCUUCAUACAUUUGGGUAAUGAUAUCGGAGAUUCAUCGGCUUCCACGACAGACUUAAUCUUACCGACUCAUCAAGGAGUUCAUAACGAGCUUGUACCGUAUACGGAAUUAAUGCAACUGCUAAGAGCUUUGGACAAUAAAGCGUUUGUGCUGUUAACCAAAGUUUAUACUGACACCAUGAGCAAACUGUACAAAAGGGAUUUAAGAUGCUUUUUUGAAGAUGCCAAGUACAAGCUCAUCAACAAGCGAUUGCAAGUAAAUACAUCAAGGUCUAGCGGUCAAAAAGCCGAGGACCUACUUAAUCCGGCGCCUAUCUGCUUGCUAAGCGGCGAAGUGUGGGCGCCAGUAGGCGAAGGAAACCUCCUGGACUCGGUUCUCGAUUGCGUGCUUUCGCAAAUGCAGCCAGUAUGUCUCGCCGAGCAAGGAUUCUGCGUCUCGUUUUUUCAACUAGAUUCCGUUCUUUCGCCUUCCAAAAGCAGUGAAAUGGACGAGAUAGAAAACACAAGUAACGGCGCGGCGAGUCCCGGAUCGGUAACUUCGACAGCGAGCAAGAGACUGGAACGUCAAGUUAGCGCAGAUGUGCGUGCGACUAUGGCCGCAAUAUUCCCGUCGCUGGAAAACGAGUUAAACAGUUUCAUCGGUUUUCUUGACAAGAUCGAUAGCUUCUGGUGUAUGUACGUGUUGGUACGUUUGUCGCAGCACGUCAUGUCCGCUCAAGAUACCGGCUCGUUUCUCUCAAUGACAUUUGCAUCAGCUCUGAUUCACGUGAAACGCGCGUUCGACAAGUUCAUGCAGGCGCAACUGCAGUCCAUGUUGUGCCCAUUGUACGACACGAAGGUGAAUCGUCGGCACAAGUGCGGCAUAUUGCCGUACGUCGAGAAUUUCGGACCGUUUGCGAGAACCGCGGAGAAGAUCUUUCGCAAUUCCGACAGAAAGGUCGAUCUCGAGAAGUGGUACACGAAACUCGUGAAUACCAUGUUUGAGGCUAUCUGCAAUCACAGCCGGGAACAUCACAAAACGCCGCAGGAAGUCAUAAAAAUGGAGAAUUUCCACCACCUUUACGAUCUCCUGUCGCAAUUAAAGAUUUCCGUGCUGGACCAUGAGCGGAAGGAAGCUAAGCAGAAGUACCAAGACGCUCUUCGUGCUUAUGUUACGCAAUAUUUCGGACGGCCUCUAGAGAAACUUAAUCUUUUCUUCGAAGGUGUGCAAGCUAAAGUUGGUGCCGGUGUGAAGGAAUCCGAGGUCAGUUAUCAGAUGGCCUUUAGCAAACAAGAGUUACGACGCGUAGUAAAGGAAUAUCCCGCGAGGGAAGUUAAAAAAGGUCUUGAGAAUCUUUAUCGAAAAGUCGAGAAGCAUCUGUGCGAAGAGGAGAACUUGUUACAGGUCGUUUGGCGCGAGAUGCAGAACGAGUUUAUCGCGCAGUACAGGCACAUCGAAGAGUUGAUACAGCGUUGCUAUCCGGACAGUAACGUGAUGCUGGAGUUUACCAUUCAAGAUAUCUUAGAGUUCUUUUCGGAAAUAGCGCGAUCUCAUUAAAUUUGCAAUAAAACAAAACGCUAUUUAAUUUGACUUUUUAUGUAUAAUGUGUAUAUAGAUAGUUACUAUAUACUAUAGGUUGUAAUGUUUAAUGUACAAAAAUAUAUAGGCGUGUACCUGCAAAUCAAUAGUACAUUUUUCUCACCGCAAAAAUUGUGCAACAAAUCGAAAGUAACAAUAAAAAAAAAUUUUAAUAUUGUAUAGAACGUUUAAGGAAAUUUAUAAUUAUAAUAGUAAAUAGUUUG